Oryzias melastigma (Indian medaka) is the source of this 4992-nucleotide messenger RNA. RefSeq names its product clavesin 2 (gene clvs2). The record is from RefSeq and is a predicted model, not a curated record. Gene Ontology annotation, cellular component: membrane. The coding region runs from base 806 to 1807 and encodes 333 amino acids. NCBI's taxonomy places the organism in Eukaryota, Metazoa, Chordata, Actinopteri, Beloniformes, Adrianichthyidae. The transcript has 5 exons. Gene Ontology annotation, molecular function: phosphatidylinositol bisphosphate binding.
CACACCGACCGGGGCGCAGACUCUCUUCAUGUCGCUCACUUUCCCAGAGAACAGACGGCGGCAGCAACAGCAGCAGCAGGAGGAGGAGGAAGAGGAGGAGGAGGAGGGAGACGGUAAUCCCCCCACCUCCCUCCCUUUAUCCACCCCACCCCUCACCAAAAGCCAGAAGCGGGAGGCAGGAGGGGAACAAAACCUCUCGGGACACCUGUGCCGCUGUGAGAGGAUGCUGUCCGAGCGGAAGGAGGAUUAGAUGAAGGAUGUAGAGGAGGAGAGGAAACCGAAUCUGCGUCGAUCGAUGGUGACGGAGCCGCCUCCUCCACCACCACCACCUCCUCCACCAACACCACCGUCAGCCCGCGGAUGGAGACGCGCCGUCUCCUGGUGCUGAUGCUGAUCUAGCGCGCGCGCUGCGGGCUGCUGCCGCAUUGCCUGACCGCCGCCAGCGACGCCGUGGAGACGCCGGUGAUGCUGUCGUCGUCAUUGUGUCACAGACGGACAGAGGGACAGCUCUGACAUGGAGGAGAGCGACCCCCAUCAGCAGGUUGGAUCCGCAGCCUGAACAACUUCCACAUCCCUCCUCAAGUCCUACAGAGGAAGUGAUUCUGCGCGUAAAUGUGGCCCAUAUGUUGAUGGUGGAGAAUCCCAGCAGCAGCAGCAGCGCGUGUGCCACUUCAGGGUGGAUUACAGACCAGCAGGCCUCCAGCUGGAAUCAGCUCCUCAUCACUUCUCUGCCCUGUUGCUUCUGGAGCUAAACAUUUCUAUUCUUUUUCCAUUUUCCAAGCUGGAGGGACAGCUGUUGCAGAGCAUGACUCACUUACAGACUGGCCUCUCUCCAGAGACCCUGGAGAAGGCUAAGGUGGAGCUGAAGGAAAACCCGGACACCUUACACCAGGACAUCCAGGAGGUGAGGGACAUGAUCAUCACCAGGCCGGACAUCGGUUUCCUCAGGACAGACGACGCCUUCAUCCUUAGGUUUCUCCGGGCGAGGAAAUUCAACCACUUUGAGGCGUUCCGCCUGCUGGCUCAGUACUUUGAGUACAGGCAGCAGAACCUGGACAUGUUCAAGAACUUGAAAGCCACCGACCCGGGCAUCAAGCAGGCUCUGAAAGAUGGGUUUCCUGGAGUUCUGUCCAAUCUGGACAGAUAUGGAAGGAAGAUAUUGGUUCUGUUUGCAGCAAACUGGGACCAGAGCAGGUACACGUUCGUGGACAUACUGAGGGCGAUCUUGCUGUCUUUGGAGUCGAUGAUCGAAGAUCCCGAGCUGCAGGUCAACGGCUUCAUCCUCAUCAUCGACUGGAGCAACUUCACCUUCAAGCAGGCGUCCAAGCUGACCCCCAGCAUGCUGCGGCUGGCUAUUGAGGGGCUGCAGGACAGUUUUCCUGCCAGAUUUGGAGGGAUCCACUUCGUGAAUCAGCCCUGGUACAUCCAUGCUCUCUACACCGUCAUCCGGCCAUUCCUCAAAGACAAGACCAGGAAGAGAAUCUUCAUGCAUGGAAACAACCUGAACAGCCUUCACCAGCUCAUCCACCCAGAGAUCCUGCCAUCGGAGCUGGGGGGGAUGAUGCCUCCAUACGAUAUGGGGACGUGGGCUCGAACUCUGCUGGACCACGCUUACGAUGAGGAGACCGAUUACUGUCCGGAAUCCUACACGCUGUCGGUGCAAGACCUGGAGAGAGACCUGGAGAAGAACUUGUCCCCCAAAACCAUGAAGAGGUCUCAGUCGGUGGUGGAACCAGGCGUCCUGAAGAGACCAGACAAAGUGAAAAGCGACGAAGACAACAUGCAGCCUCUGCUCUCGCUGGACUGAGACGUAUACUAUCAGCUUGAAAGCGUCCACAAAUCAGUAUUUUCAACACACACAAACACAUGGACUUACAUGGGCACAAGCCAGACUCAACAAAAAAUAAAACACAUUCCCUACGGCAAUCUCCUCAACUCAAGGAAACGCCAGAGACGAGAGGAACACGUCCUGAGUCUGAAAGAGCUGCCGACGGAGUUAUACACAGUCUAUUUAUUUAUUUAUUUAGCUACAUGUCAAGUGCCAAUUUUAGGAAGUGUAAUUGAACGUCUUGAAAUAAUCAACUGGGAGCAGAGAGGACUUCUAAAGAGUUUCUUCGACUAACUUUGAAGGUGCCACACUUGAAGAUGUUUCCUUGUACAGUCAUAAGGAUUUGGACUACGCCUUUGAAGCAGCAGGUUUUUAAUAUAAUUCUCUUUUCUUAUCUCUAUUCACUAGAAAAACUUCUCCUAAUGAGCAAAAAAGGACGGUUCGGAACAAGAUGCUUGGAUUUCUUUUAGUUCACAUUUAUAGUUAUUUUCCAUUUUUAAGGUUCCUUCCUACAAAAUGAUUAUGCGUGUUAUCUAUUAUUCUUUUCCAGUCUCGCUCCAGUUAUUUCUUGGAGGAGCUGCGUUUGCCCUUCAGCCCUUUUCUCUGUUUUUCUGACCCACAUGUCACAGAACUCAAAGCUUUCGUCUGCUGUUAGAGACGCUGAAGGCUUAAUUUGAACAACUGUUGGGAAGAAUAUGACCAAAAUGUGUAUUUCAUGGGGAGAUUUCAGGUCGGUAAAGCAAGUAGUUUAAUCCUUUUUUUUGCUUUCAUUAAGCUAUAACACAAGAAUUAUUUUUUGCAUUUAAAAAAAAUAUUUUUAACAUAUGUAGUUGGCAUUAGUACUUUCUUAAACUUGCAAUUUUAAAUUUUAAUCAAAAUGGCAAAUAAGGAUUUUUGUAUUAUGAUAGGAGAAAAUUUAGUUAGAAAAAAGCUCAUUUUCAUAUUUUAGUUCACCGACAUAUUUGAAAAUUUGUCCUAAAUAUUUUUUUUCCAUUCAGAAUAUAAAUUAAAAUAUUUAUCUUAACAAAUUUUGACGAGCAAAAAUUAAAUCCAAAGAAAUGAAGUUAAUUUUUCCUUACUGAAACCUGUUUUUACAGUUGGAUUUUGUGAUUUAAAUUGGAAGGAUUGUGACAAAAAGGGCCAUUUUCAGAACAACAAGUCAAGUAUUUUUUACAAUUAAAGUCUCAGAGUUCACAUAAAAAAGGGAAAAAUAGAUAAUAAAAGCGCCCAGAACACAAGAAAGAAAUAAUAGAGGGGAAAAAAGAUUCCAUUAAUACAGUUAUGUUAUUUGACAGGACGAGAUGACGGUUUACUGGAAAAAUUAAAAAAAAUCCCAAACACAAAAGCUCAGGGGCAAAAAAAGAACAUGUUCAAAACAACUCUUUGUGAUUCGAAGUGGCAGCUGUUUGUCGUCUGGUUCAUCUCUGAACAUAUUUUCCACCUUCAAAAAAACAAACAUAUUUCUAAAUAUAUUCCUGUUUGUUUUCAUCCUAACAUACAGUCAUGCCUGAAAUUAUUCAACCCCUCGGCAAUGUUAAAGUUAGAGUUAAUGGUCAAUUUUCUCUCGUUUGGAUGAACACUAAAUGAGGUAUUAUAUCAAAAAGAUUUUGUUUACAUCUGAACAAAAAAGGGACAUUUUCAGAAUAUUUUUUAAGAAAUGUAAACAUAACCAACAAAAUAUGAGGAUUUUAAGUAUUUUUCAGUGGGUUAAUUGCAAAAACCAAAAUAGUCUAACACUGUAGUGACUGGUUUAUCUUAAAUCUUAGUGAGUCAAAACAUAUCAGUUUUAAUAACCAGCCUUCUGGUUUAUCAGUAAACAUCUUCUGUCUUAUAUUUGCUCUCACCAAAAUAGGACAUUAACUAAAUGGAUGACUCUAAUCCUUUGUAAAGUAGAGGCAGAUGGAUCAAACAUCUUCUUCUUCAUCAUAAUGAAGAUAUUUCUCAUAUUUUCUUCCUGCUUCGUCCUCAUCACUGUUCCUUCACCACAGAUGAUUAUUUCUGAGGAGUCAUUUUUUCCCCCUUGUCAUACUUUAUUAUAUUUGCUCUGUGAACACUCAAACUUGUUCAUCUUGUUCUGCAAAAUCCAAUUUCCCUCAAAUAUAAAAGUAUAUGAGGGUAAAUCCGAUGUUUGUCUAAUUAUGUCACAAAUGAAAAAAACAUCUCCAGACCACCUUAAAUAUUGUUUUUACACAAAAUGCAAGAUUCCACCUUAUUUUACUUUGUUAUUAAUAGUAAUAUGAAUCUGUAAAGUGACUUCUAGCAGUUUAAUUCAUCAGUAUGUCCUGUACAGAGAUGGUAAAGUGCUUUAUUCACAGUUUUAUUUGAGAUUGUUCAUAUUUAAGGUGAAGAGUUUUAACCGAUUGAUGGUUCAGAUAGAAAUAUAUCAAUGAACGAAAUAUAUAUCUUUACUAAUAGGAUUGUCAAGGAACUUUGUUUACGUUUUUAUAGAUGAGGUCUGACUUUUUUGAAAACUUAAUUAAUGCAGUUGGUUUUAGAGGUGUCUACUUUUCCAUCAAUGUUGUAGUUUUUGCUUAUUUUGGAGGCAACCCCAAACAAAUUAAAUGUUUUCAGGAACAAGAUUGUAUUUUUUAAUCCAGUAAGAGACAAAUCCAGACAAACUAGCUGUUUUUAUGCGUCACUGUGUUUUCUCGAUGCCAAAUGCUUUGUUUUGAUUGUUCCGGUCAGUCGCCGCAGACCCUCAAGGUGCGGAGAUGUGACAACGGAAGGUUUAGAAGAACAAGUAGACUUUGAUGAGCGCAGCAGCACCGAGCCGGGCAGGCAAGCAGGCAGCCGAGCCGAUCACAGCAAAGCCGGGAGGCAGGAUGCAUGAAGUGGCCAGCUGCAACCAGAGCAGACAGCUUGAAUGCUGAACUACCGCACCAGCAUGCACAGCGUGUCAGCAUCGCUUAGAGGAGCCUCUGCUCCGGUUGUCCCUUCAGUUCAGUGCUGACAAAACACAGCGGCGAAAACAACAGCAGAUGCAACAAUGAGACCGGCUCUAAUUGAAAUCAGUCGGUAAGAGAAAAACCUGAGCUGAAAGUUGGGCAGAAUUUUACCAAUUUUUAUAUUAAUAAUUAUAUAUUUUUUAAAUAUUUCAUACAUUUUCUGGUGGAAGAUUAUAAAGCCCCUAAAGGGACAUCGAAGUAAAACAUACAUGAAUAAAU